This is a messenger RNA of Racocetra fulgida, 1033 nucleotides long. Lineage: Eukaryota; Fungi; Glomeromycota; Glomeromycetes; Diversisporales; Gigasporaceae. The record is from the annotation of a GenBank genome assembly.
AUGGAUGACGGAAUUUUACAUUACUUUGAAGCUAAUAUUGAAUUUGCUCUACCUUCCAAUGAGCGUGUUAUUAAUCCAUUACUUGUAGUUGGAUAUGUUAAUGACAUUGACGUAUAUCAUAUGGAUGAUGGAAUUUCACAUCACUUUGAAGCUAAUAUUGAAUUUGCUCUACCUUCCAAUAAGCAUGUUAUCGAUUCAUUGCUUGUAGCCAGAUAUGUUAAUGAAGCCAACAUGUAUGAAGAUGAUGAAUCUGAUGUUUUCUCUGUAGUUAAAAAUGUUGAAGAUUAUGUAUUUGAAGGUGAUGAUCUUAAUAAAGGUGACAUGUCUGAGGGUGGUGAACCCAGCAAUUAUCCUGAAAAUGACAGCGGAAAUUCAGAAAAUGAGCCCGAAGACAGUCCUUUGAAAAAGAUAUAUACUGAACAAAUGUUUACUUCUUUUGAGGUGCUUGAGCAAUGUUUGAAAUGGUAUUCUAAUCGAAUAAGUUUUGAAACAAAGAUAGUACGAAUUGAAAAGGAAAAUGAUGUUUGCUUUAAAAAAACUUAUAAAUGCCGACACGGGGGUAAAUACUCGCCCAAAAAGAAAUUAGAUCCUACAACUAAUAAAAAUCAAGAACAUUAUGAAGAACUACAAAUUUUAUUAAACACAGCCCUGGGUGAUUGUGAUGAAAUCGGUCUUGCAUUAUUUGACAAAAAUCAAGGAUCAUCUGUUUUGUUGAUACGAAAUGAAGACGAAUCAUUUUUAACUAGCACAUUUCAAGCUUUAAAAAGAAUUCGUAGACCAGAAAUUAACAUUAGAAAUGUAAUGGAAUUAGAUUCAAAAAAGCAAGUUUCUGCACAAAAUAAAAAUCUAUCUGAACAAGAGUUGAUUCAAGAAAAUGAUAACUUGAGUAUUUCAAAUCCACAUCAGUAUAAAGGUAAAGACUAUCCUGCAAAUAAAAGAUACUUAUCAGCAAUUGAGAAUCAUAAUAGCAUGAACAUUGUUUUAAGUAAUCAAAAUGAAAUUCUAGCAUCGAGAUCAAAAAAGAAAAACAAAC